AUGGCCCAACUGGACAACCGAGUCCCCGGCCACAACGACGCCACCUACGACACCGUGCCUGAAAAUGACCAGAUAUUCAAGAUCGAGUUCCUUGAGAUCGCCACGACUCCUAUUAUCGCUGCAUUCGAUUCCGAUUGUCCCCGAGUAGCUCUGCCGGCCCGGGUGGCUGUCAAUCAGGGUCUUCCUCUGUUGGACCCACCACCGUAUUUUCUGGUGGCCGCCGCCAAACCGCCCACCGGGCCCUCCUCCCGCUUCAGCUUCACCGUCAGCAGAGGCGAAGACCUCAGCGCCCAGUACCCCGCCGCGUCCGCCAACCUGGUGGUGUGCACGCUGGUGUCCCCACUCCUGGACACCCAGGCCGCGCUGCAGAGCAUUCACCACCUCCUAAAGCCCGGGGCGAUGCUGGCGAUCUGGUUCUACGGGCGGGUGCACUUUGCGGACCCGGCAGCGGCGCGCUGUCAGCGGCUGCUGGACGCGAUUGUCGAACACCACUCUGGGGUGGUGAUCGCGGCGGACCGCGCGGGCUGGGCGGACAUGGGUUUUAUCUCGCGCACCUCCUGCGGGGUCGGGUUCCCCGUCGAGCCGGCGGCCAGUCGGGCAGGGCGGCACGAGCGGGUGGUGAAGGUGGAGGACUGCCAGCUGUGGCGGAAGGAGUGGACGGUCGGUCGCGCAGCUCCGCGCCUUCGUCGAGCUUAUCUCCCCCUUUGCGGAGGCGCUGGAGGAGGGGUUGCAGCGGGGUGUCGAGGCUCGGUGGGCGUUUACGUGGCCUGCGGUGCUGGUGCUGGCGUCCAAGAGGGAGGAGAGGGGGCAUCACGGGAUGCGCGGUUGCCUCGCGCCUCAAGCAACGCAACGCAGCCCUGGAGAUCCUCCUUCUCGAAACUCAACGCCAACACCAAGACCUUCCGCGGGCUCUUCUUACUGCUGGACUCCCCGCUGGACUGGGCUUACCCGACCGUCCCCGAGCCCAACACCGAUAGCAGAUUCCACACCGUCCAUGCUGGCAGGGCCCUCGAGGAGGCACGAUGGAGCAAUGCCGGCUCGCUCCCCUACCUGCGCCGGGCCGAGUCGUGGUUCGAUCACCAGGCGGACCCGGAGCAGCACGGCUUCGCUUUGACGGGUCCAUUCACGUCACCGCAUCGGGCGGACGCGAUGCAGAGAAGCAAUUUCCGCUGCGCGAGCCCAUCAAGAAGGCCUGGGCGGAGAUCGGGGCUCCCGCACAAUCCCAACGGCGGUGCGGGCCAAUUGGCCGGGGUCUCUGAAUUCCUCGAGACGUGGCAUCGGGGCCAGCGGCAAGCAGCCUACCAAGCCUACAGCCUGGAGAAUGUGCAGGUCCUCGUGGGCGCGACGGUGCAGCGGGUGGAGUUUGCGGCCGACAACAACAACAAAAAGCGAACGGCGUCCAGAGUGGUCCUCACGGACAGCCGCCGCUACGCUGCGCACAAAGAGGUCAUCCUGGCCGCCGGUGCGCUGCGCACCCCGCAGCUCCUGAUGCUGUCCGGCAUCGGACCAGCCGCGACCUUGACCCAGCACGCCAUCCCCGUGGCCAGGGAUGUACCCGAGGUGGACCGGAACUUCCACAACCAUUUAGCCAACUACCAGAUCUACAAGCUGCGCAAUCCGGAGCGGGGCCUCGCGCUGGGCAGCCCCAACCUCACCGACCCGGCGUACAUGAAGGGAUUCCCCAUUGACUGGGCGGCUAACCUCGACGUGCCCGCCCCGGUGCUGGCGGACGAUGCAUCGCUGUUCCAGCCCGGACGACCGCUGGUGGAAUCGCUGGUGGCCUAUGCACCCGCGGGUCUGCCCCACAUCCCCUUCAACGGCGAGUACAUCAUGACCUCCGUAAUGCGACUCUGCUCGACCUCGCGGAUACGUCACCAUCGCAUCCGCCUCCGCCGACUGCCGGUGAUUCACGCCAACUACUUCGACACGGAGAUCGACCGGGUUUCGCUGAUCCAUGGCAGCCGGCGGUCGAUGCAGGCGCUGCUGGACACCACCGCGACGAGAGACUACAUCGAAGCCGAGGUUCCACCGCCGGGGAUGGCAGCCCUAUCGUCAGCAUCGUCUGACCGCGAGAUCAACGCCCGGAUCAGUGCCGGAGGCCAGGCCCACCACCAUCCGGCGGGUACAGCGGCGGCGGGCAAGGUCGUUGACCCGAGCCUGCGCGUGUACGGGGUCCAGAACCUGCGGGUCAUCGAUGCGAGCAUCUUGCCCGUGAGCAUUGGGGGGCAUCCGCAGGCAACUCUGUAUGCAGUGGCGGAAGCGGCAACGGAGCUUAUUCUGGGGGUCUAG
Molecule: messenger RNA, 2289 nt
Organism: Aspergillus saccharolyticus JOP 1030-1
Lineage: Eukaryota; Fungi; Ascomycota; Eurotiomycetes; Eurotiales; Aspergillaceae
Product: FAD/NAD(P)-binding domain-containing protein
Exons: 5
Coding region: 1-2289 (762 amino acids)
Molecular function (GO): flavin adenine dinucleotide binding; oxidoreductase activity, acting on CH-OH group of donors
Source: RefSeq, a predicted model, not a curated record